This is a messenger RNA of Linum tenue, 500 nucleotides long. Lineage: Eukaryota; Viridiplantae; Streptophyta; Magnoliopsida; Malpighiales; Linaceae. The record is from the annotation of a GenBank genome assembly.
CGCCAAUCACCUCGUCCGCCAUUUUUCCUUUUUUCCAACACUUAUGGCAAGUUCCUUGCUCUCAAAUAUUGAUUUAUCCUACAUCGACUUCAUGGAGCAGUUUAUUGGCCUACCUAAUGCUAGAAGUAUUGAAGUUCUUGGAUUGAAUGACAAUGGCAGAGGUUUCUUGAGAUACAUCUUUGGUCUCAACAACAGCCACCAAGUCCCCUGUUCUUGCUUUGAUUGAGGAGUAACAACACCAAGGCUUAGAUGCAGAGUGCCUCUCGAAGAUAUCAAUCCUGAGAGGCCAGACUUUUGCAGAAGAAAUUGGGUAGGAACAUAGUAACUCUCCUAUGAAACCUGAGGCUGUAAUAACUCGGAGUUGAGUUGAAUCGCGGUUCAAGUUUGAGUUCGGUGUUGCUUUUCUGCUGUUGAAUGCCAUUGUCUGUCUACGAAGACAAUGCUUUGUUCAGCAGAGGAUUAAGCACAGAGAAAAAUGUUACAGAGUUGUUCACUCAGAU